UACGUUUGCUUCAUGAGCUACAGCGCAUGUGUCGAAGCCUCGGGUAUCACAGGACCGUCACUACCAGUUGUCGACAACAAAAGCGGCAGAAUUUCUAACGAUGUCACGGUUGUUUCUGUCUCACCGUUUUUGCACUAAAUGCACCUUUCUGACAUUGCGGGAGUCUCCUUUGCUGACCGGAGCUCGAACCAGGCAGCAGCAGUGGAACGGUGUUUUUGUGCAGAAACGUCGGUUUGUUGGAGGUUCGGGUUUUUACAAACACCGGUCAAAGUACACGAUUUGGAUAUGUGGCGCCGGUGUGGGGCUUGUUUUAGCCGCCGGACUGAAAUACAGCUCUGAUAGUGCCAACAGCUCCUGUGCUGAUAAAGUUAGCAAAGCAGAGAGGAGCGAUCGAUACAGCGGAGCCAUAAAAGUUAGCAGAGACCUUGUGGAGCGGAUAAAGGUAGGCACAGAGGCUGAGGUCGGGGCUCCUGGGCUGGUUGUUGGGGUCUCAGUGGAUGGAGCUCAGGUCUGGUGUGAAGGGAUCGGUUAUGCCGAUUUGGAGAAUCGUGUUCCAUGUACCCCAGAAACAGUGAUGCGAAUUGCCAGCAUCAGCAAGCCCCUCACAUCUGCAGCUGCUGUACGACUGUGUGAGCAGGGGAAGCUCGAUCUUGACGUCCCAGUGCAGACAUAUGUCCCAGAGUUUCCCCAGAAACAAUUUGAUGGACAAGAUGUCACGAUAACCUCUCGUAUGAUUCUGUCCCACCUAAGUGGUAUACGGCAUUAUGAGAAGGAUGCAAACAAAGUGAAGGAGGACAAGGAGAAAGCUAAGCGCCUUUUAAAGCCACCUGUUAAAGAGAAAGGGGAUCAGAAGAGCUCAUCAGAAAACAAAGAUAAAACCACAACAGCUCAGAACAACAAAGGCAAAGAUGCAAGUCAGGCUCAGAAGAAGAAAGAGUUUGAGCAUGAAGAGUACUACUUGAAGGACAACUUUGAAAGUGUCAUUCAGGCUUUGGACCUUUUUAAAGACGACCCGCUCAUUUUCAAACCUGGCACAACUUUCCUGUACUCCACUCACGCCUUCACCCUGCUCAGUGCUGUUAUGGAGCGAGCUGCUAACCAGCGCUUCCUGGAUGUUAUGAUGGACAUGUUUUGUGAGUUGGGGAUGCUCAAUACAGUGCCCGAAGAGAAUGAGCCUAUUAUUUACCACCGUGCCAGAUUUUAUCAUCACAACAAGAGAGGACGUGUUGUGAACUGCCCCUAUGUAGACAACUCCUAUAAGUGGGCAGGAGGCGGCUUCCUUUCCACUGUGGGAGACCUGCUGCGUUUCGGUAACGCUCUGCUCUACAGCUACCAGGUGGCCAGCCUGAAGGAUGCUGAGGGCUUACUGCCUGGCUUCCUCAAGCCCCAAACAGCCAUUGAACUGUGGGCACCAGUUGACAAGACAGAAGCCAGCUGGGAUAAGGAUGGACUGUACGCCCAAGCCUGGCUGGUAGUGGAGAGACUGCAAAAAUGCGGAGAGUGCAGGAAGCGCAGGCACUACGUGUCGCACACAGGGGGCGCUGUGGGGGCCAGCAGCGUCCUUCUGGUGCUGCCCGGUGAGGACACAAACCAAGCACAGCCCCCCGUCCUUCCACGAGGAGUAGUGGUCACCAUCAUCGUGAACAUGCAGUCUGUGGGACUCAACAGCACGGCAUUGAAAAUUGCUCAUGAGUUUGACAAAGCCAGAAGUGUGAGAGAGUAAGGUGUUUACAGAGAUGUGCCAGUUUACAUUUUAAUGAGAAGCAUUUCAGAUGAAUGUCGUGAUCUUGUGUAAUUUUGAUACAGCUUUUAAAAUUGUGUGGAGUAAAUUUUUUUGGAAAUGAAAUAAAUGAUUCUCAUGUAUUUUA
Amphiprion ocellaris (clown anemonefish) is the source of this 1868-nucleotide messenger RNA. It is a transcript of the gene lactb, whose product is annotated as lactamase, beta. Bases 101 to 1723 code for a protein of 540 amino acids. Lineage: Eukaryota; Metazoa; Chordata; Actinopteri; Pomacentridae. The record is from RefSeq and is a predicted model, not a curated record. The transcript is spliced from 6 exons.